AUGCUGCUUGGCCAAAAAAUUUCAAAAAAAGGAGGUUUAGGUGUGGUUAUCAGAGAUCACUUGGGGAUGAUCCGUUCGGCCUUCUCUGCUGGUUUUGUUUGCAACUCUAGUUUUUUUGCUGAAGCUAUUGCAAUCAGGGCGGGUCUUCGUCAUGCAGCAAAGCAGAAUUUCUCGCAUGUUCUGGUGGAAUUGGACUGCUCCAGCUUGAUUACCCAGAUAAACUCUGAGUGCUUUGAUCUCGAUGUUAGUUGCAUUGGUUUUAAUAUCCUCCAACUUCAGAAAUCUUUUGUUUCUUGCUCCUUUAGCUUUAUACCAAGGUCUUCCAAUUCUAUGGCAAAUUCCUUGGCUCGGUCGGCCCUUUCGGUGGAGUCCCCGAAUGAUUGCCCUCUUAGCUCUCAGUGGCUUCAGAAUCUUUGCUUGAAAGAUGUCACUGCUUGUAAUGGCUCUUUCUUUCAAUGA
Molecule: messenger RNA, 459 nt
Organism: Telopea speciosissima
Lineage: Eukaryota; Viridiplantae; Streptophyta; Magnoliopsida; Proteales; Proteaceae
Exons: 1
Coding region: 1-459 (152 amino acids)
Molecular function (GO): RNA-DNA hybrid ribonuclease activity; nucleic acid binding
Source: RefSeq, a predicted model, not a curated record